AUGUAUCCUGUCAUCCCAAACGUCGAGCGAGCGUCGUGGCGGGAAGCCUCUGUAUAUCAGAUCUACCCACCUUCUUUCAAAGAUACCAAUGGCGAUGGUAUAGGAGAUAUUAAAGGAAUUAUCUCAGAGCUUGACUAUAUCAAGUCGCUUGGUGUUGAUAUGGUAUGGCUAUCCCCCAUUUUGGCAUCUCCGCAGAUUGAUAUGGGUUACGAUAUCUCUGACUAUAAGAAUAUCUAUCCGCCUUAUGGUACCAUGGCCGAUCAUGAUGCUUUAAUUAAAGGCCUCCAUGACCGCGGUUUGAAGUAUAUCCUUGACCUUGUUGUGAACCAUACAUCGGAUCAACAUCCUUGGUUCAAAGAGUCCAAGUCUUCAAAGACAAGCAGAUAUCGCGACUGGUAUUUCUGGCGGCCGGCUCGCUGGGAUCCCGAAACCGGUAAACGGAUGCCACCUAACAAUUGGGAAUCCUUUUUUAGUACAAGCGCUUGGACUUGGGACGCUACCACACAAGAAUAUUAUCUUCACCUUUGGUCAUCUGGACAGCCUGACUUGAACUGGGAAAAUCCCGAGGUCGUCAAUGCCGUGCACGAUAUCGUAAGAUUCUGGCUUGAUCGUGGCGUUGAUGGGUUUCGAAUGGAUGUCAUUAACUAUAUUUCGAAGACACCCGGCCUGCCCGACGCAAAGAUCAAGAAGCCGGGCUUUUUGCAGAAGCCCACCGAGCAUUGUGCUUGUGGACCACGGCUGCACGAAUACCUACGUGGGAUUGGAUCGAUACUCCAGGAAUACGACGCAUUUAGUGUCGGCGAGAUGCCAGAUGCAGAUCCUGAAGAAGUUCUCAAAGCCGUGGGCCAGGAUCGUGGAGAAUUAGCUAUGGCGUUUCAUUUUGACAUAGAUGGGCUUGACCUAGGUGCAAAUCACAGAUUUGAUCCCGCCGUGUUCCAACCAACAGCAUUAAAGAAUGUAGUCAACAAGUGGCAAACAUUCAUGGCAUCCAACGCAGGUUGGAACGCCCUGCAUAUGGAGAACCACGACGAGAGCCGAACAGUUAGUCGUUACGCUUGCGACUCUCCCGCCAUGCGAACAAUAUCAGCCAAGAUGCUAGCAAACCACCUUGCCUUCCAGUCUGGAACCCUUUUCAUCUAUCAGGGACAGGAACUUGCAAUGGUUAAUCUUCCCCGAGAAUGGGGGAUAGAGAAAUACAAAGACAUCGAAUGUCUGAAUCACUGGGAGUUGGUACAGCGUUAUUUCCACGACGAUGUAAAAAAGCAGAAGAUGUAUAGGGACAGAUACCGACAGGUCGGACGUGACAACGCACGCACGCCCAUGCAGUGGAACUCGGAGAGUCCAUAUGCUGGGUUCAUGCCGAUUGGGUCUAAGAAAGCUGAGCCCUGGAUGUCUAUCCACCCUGAUUUUGCGACUUGGAACGUUUCCACGAUGUUGGCCGAUUCGCAGUCCAGCCUUCACCAUUGGCGCCGGGUGCUCAAGUUUCGAAAGCAGCAUUCCAACAUAUUUGUUUACGGAGGAUUCGAAAUGCUAAAUAUAGAAGUAGAAGAAGACGUCAUUGCGUAUAUACGCACUGACAACACUGCUGGUGGGAGCCUAACUGGACCGACGGAGGCGCUGGUUGUGACCAGUUUUAGUGCCACUGAUAUCUGGUGGACCAUUCCCCCCAAGGCAAUAACUAUUCUACUCAAUGCGUCCACAGAUUCAACAAAGCCCAAUAUCAAUGUGAAGGGGCUGGUAGCCGCUUUGGGCAAUUAUGAGGGCGUGAACGAGUUGAUGGUCAAGGAUGGAAUGGCUGCAAUUAGGCUGAGGCCAUACCAGACUUUGAUUGCAAUGUGUUCGUCAUGUGCUUUCACUUUCUGCGCCAGACUCAAGUAUCGUCUCAACGGUUCAUCGAGGCAAGGGAGGCCGAAGCAUGCUUGCACUCAAUGCAAAUGUCUCCGAUUCAACCUCGAGUGCAAUCUAAGUUCUGUCGACGAGCUUUCGAAUGUGUUCAACGAAACAAGCAUCGACAAUGAAGGCCAGCUUCGCCUUCUACCUAGUCAAGAAAUGUGCAAUUCACUUGUUGAUAUAUAUUUUGAUCUCAUCCACGACAAGGACCAUACCCUAUUCCAUAGGCCAUCAUUCAUCAGAGCUCAACGUGAGGGACGGGCCGAAAUGAUGCAUGUUCUCGCUAUGAUGGCACUUGCAGCUAGAUUUGCUUCAGACCAAUGGCACGGAGAUUCCGAGCUUUGUGAGAGGCGUAAAGAUUGGGCUGCACACAGUAAACGCCUAUUCAACGACCGCACGGAGCCAGUAUCGUUAUCCGCCAUCCAAGCUUGCAUGUUACUAUGUUGUAUAUCAGCAUCAGAGGGUGAGACAGGAAUGGAAUCGCUUUAUGGUGCGCAGGCGAUCCGUAUGAUUCAAUUGAGGAGAUUACAGACUUCUCUGUCUACCAAUAAGCUCCAACGAGAGACAGAGAUUAGAGUAUGGUGGAAUGUGUGGAUGUGGGAUUGCUGGGAAAGUGCCGGAUCUUGCAUUAAGCAGCAGCUUACUAUUGAUCCUGACUUUCCCGUCCCCAUGGAGGAACACGCCUUUGAACAACUGGAUCCCGGUAGUGAUCACUUGGACUUUAUGAUACAAAGCGAUGAGGUUACAUCUCGACAACACGGUCUCUGGGCACAGAUGAUCCCAUUCACGGAAGUCGUGGCGCCAAUUAACGAAAUUCACGAGUUGACUGUUCAAAACCGUAUCUCAGAUGCUGAACUAUUCGAAAAGAUUGAGCGGAUUGCAGACAAGCUUGAAACAUGGAAGCUGAAUCUUCCAAGUACAUUGCAUGUCACACCGACAAAUCUCGCAGCAUACAGUAGCACUGGCCUCGGCCGCACCCUGGUAGCUCUACACACAGGCUACCAUCAUUUCAGCCAACUCCUCUACUACCAAUUCUUACAUCAAAGUACCUCUACAGCGGCGGGGCGAAGUCCUCAAGUAGUUGAGUAUGCAAGGCGUUGUCGCAGCCACGCCGCGGAUCUGAGCAACCUCCUAUCACGUGCAAACUCAACACCAGGCUGUGAAUGCCGGUGGCUAAUGGUUGGACAUCUUCUUGCAGUUUCUUCGUCCAUUCAUCUGCACACUCUGCUGUUUGAUGAUGAUGAGAUUCAAAUCAGAAACGUAAAGAAGAUGCUUAGGCAAAACUUUGAAAUGAUGAUGGAAUUGCGCCAGUAUUGGCCUGGUAUUGACUUGGCUAUUUCGCGACUACAAGUAUUCCAUCGGACAUGCCAGCAGAGUAUGGACACGGCGUUUGAUAUGGAUUAUUGGAUGUUGCAUUUUCUCCAACGCUUUGCAAAACCUAUCAGCGAUAGAUAUACAACCAUACUACCAGAGAUGGAUCAUCACGCCACGGGCUUGCCUGAAAUUCAUGGUAGUAUCGGUGAUAGUCAAGGUCAGGCUUUUGAUUAUAGGCCAUGGCUUGAUUUGAGUUAG
Molecule: messenger RNA, 3462 nt
Organism: Fusarium subglutinans
Lineage: Eukaryota; Fungi; Ascomycota; Sordariomycetes; Hypocreales; Nectriaceae
Product: alpha-glucosidase (maltase)
Exons: 7
Coding region: 1-3462 (1153 amino acids)
Biological process (GO): oligosaccharide catabolic process; DNA-templated transcription
Molecular function (GO): zinc ion binding; DNA binding; alpha-amylase activity
Source: RefSeq, a predicted model, not a curated record